Bombina bombina (fire-bellied toad) is the source of this 3069-nucleotide messenger RNA. It is a transcript of the gene DDX31, whose product is annotated as DEAD-box helicase 31. Gene Ontology annotation, cellular component: nucleus. The coding region runs from base 72 to 2171 and encodes 699 amino acids. Gene Ontology annotation, molecular function: nucleic acid binding; RNA helicase activity; ATP binding. The transcript has 20 exons. Gene Ontology annotation, biological process: ribosome biogenesis. Lineage: Eukaryota; Metazoa; Chordata; Amphibia; Anura; Bombinatoridae. The record is from RefSeq and is a predicted model, not a curated record.
AUCCCGCUGCGAGGACCUUCUUGGAGGCUCACGUGUGUUGCUGGUUGGCAAAGUAACCAGUGUGCUGUGCCAUGGGGGAUACCGGGAUUAUCCUAAAUAUCACUGACAGCAGCGCUCGGGCACCGUACCGACGUGCGGGCACCUGGCAACAAUCUAAAGGUGUCAAAAGGAAAUUCAGCAAUGUCAGCAAGGAGCCUGAAGCAAAGCGCCAACCAGCUCCUCCAAGCCAGAAAUACCAAUCAAAAAAUAAACUGGCUGAAAGGAAUAAAGGAAAGAAUUCCCCAUCCAAAAAGACGACAUCUGUAGCGUCCGAGGAGAAUCAGAAAGGGCGACCUGCGGUGAAGACUUCAUCGCUCUUUAAGAACAACCCAGAGGUCCCAGCUAUUGAAAGGACAAAGAUAACACAACUUCAAGAACAAGUGUUCUCUUCGGACUCGUUUUCUGAGCUGGAGCUGCACCCACAUCUGGUCUCUACAAUUACCAACGUGUUGAAUAUGACCCACAUGACCAGUGUGCAGAAGAGGACAAUCCCUGUACUGAUGUCGGGAAGAGAUGCCUUGGUGCGCUCACAAACAGGGUCUGGUAAAACUCUAGCAUACGGAAUUCCUCUUGUCCAGGCUCUGCAAGGAGUGACUCCCAAGAUCCAGCGCAUUGAUGGUCCUUACGCCCUCAUUAUAGUUCCAACCAGAGAGCUGGCUCUGCAGAGUUUUACUACUAUCCAGAAGCUGCUGAAGCCUUUCACUUGGAUUGUGCCCGGAGUACUGAUGGGAGGCGAGAAAAGAAAAUCAGAAAAGGCCAGGUUACGCAAGGGAAUUAAUAUUCUUAUAUCCACUCCGGGGAGGCUGGUCGACCACAUCAAGUCAACACAGAGCAUCCACUUCACUCGUGUCCGCUGGCUGAUAGUGGAUGAGGCCGACAGGAUCCUGGACUUGGGCUUUGAGAAGGACGUCACAGCCAUACUAAACGCUCUAAAUGCUCAGUGCCAGGAGCGCCAGAAUGUCCUGCUGUCUGCUACCCUCAGCCAGGGAGUGACGAGGUUAGCAGACGUCAGUUUGCACAAUCCGCUCAGCAUAACCAUUACAGACGAUUCCCAAACUGAAGCACAACGGGCUGUGACUGAUUUGCUGGAGCCUUCACAGCAGAGUGAUGGAGAAACCUCCAGCUUUGCCAUGCCAGAGAAGCUGCGCCAGCACGCCGUGGUGGUACCGAGCAAGCUAAAACUAGUCACGUUGGCUGCUUUUAUUCUAGCAAAAUGGAAGUGCGAGAAGAAGACAAAAAUGAUUAUAUUCUUCCCAAGCUGCGAGCUGGUUGAGUUUCACCAUAAGCUGCUAAGCAGCAUCCUGGAACUGAUAGACAAGGAAAUGCAGACGCACAGCAAGGCGUUCUUUAGACUUCAUGGGAACAUGGAGCAAGAGGAGAGGACGGAAGUGUUUCAGCAGUUUACACAAGCCCGGGCCGGCGUUCUCUUCUGCACGGAUGUUGCAGCUCGAGGUCUAGAUCUUCCUCAGGUGACAUGGAUAGUUCAGUACAACGCACCGGCGUCCGCAGCUGAAUACAUUCACCGUGUGGGGCGCACAGCUAGGCUCGGAGCACAGGGAAGCAGCCUGCUCAUCCUUUUACCAUCAGAGGCCGAGUACAUCCGUAUCCUGGCAGACCACAAGAUCAGUGUUUCUGAAAUGAAGAUGGAUGAGGUUCUGUCAAACCUUUUAAAGAUGGAUUUUUUGGAAAUCAAGCGAGUUGGCAUCAAGAAAUCCCAGGCCAGUGACCCGCAGGCUGUGAGGGAAAGGGCUACCGUGCUGCAGACAAAGUUUGAAGAUUAUGUGCAUCGCAGUCCGGACACAGCCUUGUGUGCGAAAAGAGCCCUGCAGUCCUACGUGAGGUCCUACGCCACGUAUCCCAAGACCCUCAAACACAUCUUUCAUGUUCGUUCCCUGCACCUUGGCCACGUGGCAAAGAGCUUUGGUCUCCGUGAUGCCCCACACAAUCUCAGCCAGCAGCUUGCAGGAAACCCAAAGCAUCUCGGCAAAGCUGGACCCAGAAGGGCUAACGUCCACAAGAAGAUGAAAGCAAAGCAGAAAUUCUCUGACCUGCUUCUUUCCGAAUUCUCCAGCGGGUUCUCUCCUAAACCCAAAAAAGCCAAACACGACACCAACCAAAAGAUAGAAACGUGAGUAUCAAGGCUGAAGGAGGAACAUAGCUCGUAGCGAAGAGGACAUUGGAUGGCUGUAAUACUGUGGUACAAUUCAACCUUCAGCUACCUGCACUGUGUGCACAAAUCUAAGCUUUCAUCACUUAGGGCAGACUUAUUUCAGCCCCCCUGCAAGUGCACCAGGCUCAGCCCGUCUUGUCAGCUGCCCAUUGGGACUUAUUUCAGCCCCCUGCAAGUGCACCAGGCUCAGCCCGUCUUGUCAGCUGCCCAUUGGGACUUAUUUCAGCCCCCUGCAAGUGCACCAGGCUCAGCCCGUCUUGUCAGCUGCCCAUUGGGACUUAUUUCAGCCCCCUGCAAGUGCACCAGGCUCAGCCCGUCUUGUCAGCUGCCCAUUGGGACUUAUUUCAGCCCCCUGCAAGUGCACCAGGCUCAGCCCGUCUUGUCAGCUGCCCAUUGGGACUUAUUUCAGCCCCCUGCAAGUGCACCAGGCUCACAGUGUAGAUACAGCUCAGCCCGUCUUGUCAGCUGCCCAUUGGGACUUAUUUCAGCCCCCUGCAAGUGCACCAGGCUCAGCCCGUCUUGUCAGCUGCCCAUUGGGACUUAUUUCAGCCCCCUGCAAGUGCACCAGGCUCACAGUGUAGAUACAGCUCAGCCUGUCCUGUCAGCUGCCCAUUGAAACUUAUUUGAGCAUUCAGCAAGGAAAACAAUCUUUGGGUUUUCAGACAGACUGGACUGGCGACCUUUGUUCUUCAGAAGUGCGACCAUAAACCGUAUGUUUUACUCUGCUGACGAUAUAACUAGAUGCAUUUUACUCAGGACAUCGGUUUAUUUUUUUUAUUCACGCUAAAUGCCAAAGUAAAAAUGUAUCCCUGUUUAUAUUGAUGUGGUUUAUUUUGUUUGAUAAAUCUUGUGAGUAUAAA